AUGAGAUACGUUCCUUCCAGAGAGGCAAGCCGCAUACUCGGCGUGCAUCCACAGACACUCAGAAAGUGGGCGCGGGAAGGUCGCAUUGACUACAUCAGGACCGAAGGCAACCAGCGCAGAUAUGAUGUCGAUUCAUACCUUGGACAAUCCAGACCCGCGCAGACCGUCUGCUACUGCCGCGUCUCGUCCAAAAAGCAGUCGGCCGACCUCGACAGGCAGGUCGCCUUCAUGCGAGAGCGAUACCCUGACGCCGAGAUCGUCAGCGACGUCGGCUCCGGACUCAACUUCAAGCGCAAAGGCUUCUUGCCAUACUGGAACGACUACACCAGGGAGAUAAGCUCCGUGUUGUGGUCGCCUACCGAGACCGUCUUGCGCGGUUUGGGACCGAACUCAUCGAGACGCUGCUCGAGCGCAACGGCGGGGAGCUCGUGGUUCUCAAUCAGCGAGACCUCAGCCCCGAAGAGGAGCUCACGACUGACCUUCUCGCCAUCCUCACGGUCUUCGGAGCCCGCGUCAACGGACUGCGGCGAUACCGUAAGGAAAUCGCGAAGAUAA
Geodia barretti is the source of this 555-nucleotide messenger RNA. Lineage: Eukaryota; Metazoa; Porifera; Demospongiae; Tetractinellida; Geodiidae. The record is from the annotation of a GenBank genome assembly.